GCGCGCGCCCAUCCAUCCAGCCGGGACGCGCACAGGCUCCGUGGUCACAGUCGCUGCCCAGGGGCUCGGAGCCACCAAUUAGAACAGCUGGUCAGGGAGAUGCACACAUAAUUGACUACAUCUCAUUUGUUUUUUUCUCCUAAAAGUCCCUCAGUCCUCUGUCACGAUUCCGCUCCAGAGAGGCUCCACGGGCUUUCUGUCGUCCAUUUGCCCCAGAACCUCGCGGAGGAAGUGGUCGGUGGUCUUCCUGGUGACUGCUGUCGCGAUGGUUUUGCUGGCUCUGGCCGUUGCUGUCCCGUUGCUGCUGCUCCGCUCAUCUGAAACCUCGGCUCAUUACUACGAGAUGAUGGGCACCUGUCGGAUGGUUUGCGACCCGUACAGCCCCAAACCGGGCGGCGCCACGGCCAUGGAGGUGAUCCAGAACGUGAACAGCGUCGCGCCACAGCCUCCGAUGGCGCAGGGGAGCCGCGGCGAGCCGGGGAGACAGGGCAAACCGGGACCCAGGGGCCCGCCGGGAGAACCGGGACCCCCGGGUCCGAGGGGGCCACCGGGAGAGCGCGGCGACGGCAAGAUCACGUUCCCCGCGUUAAACGGAGCCGCAGCGGACAACGGAGAGACGGACGGCGCCAAUUCAACGGUCAGCAGCUUCAGGAUCGCGUUUUACGUCGGUCUGAAAAAUCCGCACGAGGGAUAUGAGGUGUUAAAGUUUGACGACGUGAUUACAAACUUGGGGAACCAGUACGACCAGAACACCGGGAAGUUCACCUGCCACGUUCCGGGGAUCUAUUUCUUCACGUACCAUGUGCUGAUGCGCGGAGGAGACGGAACCAGCAUGUGGGCUGACCUGUGCAAAAAUGGACAGGUUCGGGCCAGCGCCAUAGCUCAGGACGCAGACCAGAACUACGACUACGCCAGCAACAGUGCGGUGCUGCACUUGGACUCUGGAGACGAAGUCUAUGUCAAACUAGAUGGCGGAAAAGCCCAUGGAGGCAAUAACAACAAGUACAGCACCUUCUCUGGCUUCAUCCUGUACCCCGACUAAAGAGCCUGGUCAACAAAUAUCUAUCCUCACUGGAAACAGUUUUCAUUAAAUAUACGGUCAACUAUGUUUUAUCUUGAUUUGACGGUAGGUGCCACACAAGCACAACAGUAUCUGUGACUUUUUAUUUAGUUUUUUUUAGUUUUUUUUUUCUAACAUCUGUGAAAAAGCUGAGGUUGAAGGUAAUUUUAAGUGAACGUCAAAGCAAGAACCUAACACGUGAUUUGAAAAGGGAAACAGAACAAUGAUGCCACAGAUCACCUUCCUGGCUGCUUAUAGAGUUUUGUUUUUGAAGCACUGUGUAUUAAUGGUGUUUAAUGUUAAAAGCCUGAAUGGUGGGAAAAUUACAUGAAUAUAUAUAUAUAGAGAGAGUAGUAAAAAGUCGGGUAAGUUCUUGUGAGAGCACACCUGAGGUUUGGACUCUAGGCCCAGUCACACUAGCUUUAAACAGUGACAUCUCCCAACAAAACCACUUCAUUUUAGUACAAAUCGAAGCGUUGCAACAAAAUCCACGCACACAGACUUUACAUCACGCUGUGGUGAGCUCUCGUUGUGUUGCGUUCCGCCACAUUUCGGACACAGCGACACAGCUGCGUGUGCGCUGGACGUUUCCUCCAGCGCACUGGCCGCCUGCCCCAGCCCGCUCUCAACAUCACAAUCACUUGUCACUGUACAUUUUCAUUCAGAAGCAUUAAUAUAAUAAGCAGCUGGCGCCAAAGUUCAACAAAAUCUGAACCUCCAGUAGCUUCCAGGCCCAUGCGAUAGAAUUUUAUCCCCAGACACGGUCCGAGCUAGCCAUGAGGCUAGCAGUCUUCACGUAGCCAAGCCUGCUAGCCUAGCGGCGCUACAAAGCUAGCAGGCUUCACGUAGCCCAGCCCGCUAGCCCCGUGGCGCCACGCGGUUUUGUUUACCCCCUAUUCUGCUGGAGUAGGCGCUGCCGAAGGGAAACGGUUUGAAGGCCCCAGACGCACAGGGAGCUACAUGUAGCAGCUCUGUAGCAUGCGUUAGCGUCCUCCUAGCUGCUUGGCAGGACAGCGCUUUGCACACUAGCAAGUCGCAGUUCACGCCAAGCAGGAAGAAAAAAGCACUGAAUUCAUUUUGCUGUGACAUUUUUCCAAGUGUGACCAAGUGUUAUUAAAAACUUAAACUGGUUUUAUUCAUUUUUUUACAGUUUUGUUUCAUUACUAUUACUACACGAUGGAAAAUCUCCCUUAAACAACCUUUAACUAGGACUGGUUAAAUGGAUGUCUAUGACAUAUAACAGGCUUCAUACAUGUCAAUAAGCAUUGAUAAAUAUUACUGCUCUGUAAAAACGUCUGAACAGCUCCACAACAGGAAAUGUGAGAUAAUUCAUUUCAUUAAUUAGGUUGAUGAAUCGGGUGUUUCCUGUUUCAUGUCACACGAGCUUCUGCGAGUGGUCUCCAAUCUGUCUGUGCAUGAUUUGUUGUACACCUGCCUGAAAACCAGUGUGUGUCUGAAUGUGCUGCCUAUAAACCUACCUCUCUACGGCGCGUCCUACGUUUCCCAGGUGUCUCCCCAAACGUCCUUACUUCAGCUGGUUGCUGCGUGAACCCUGACGCCAGCCUGCCGUCCAGCACGCAGUCCAGUCAAGGCUCUGUACAGCAAACACAUAGAGUGACUUCAGAGGUUCUGCUGAGUUCUUUAUGUUGUAUUACACAGUUGUUGUUUACUAAAAUGUCAAGUAGAAAUGAAGGUUAUUAUACUGAGCCACAUGUUUUUUAAGGGGACAUUUCUGCAGGAUGCUCCUGUGGAUCUGACAGAUAUACAAAUGUUACAACCUACAGUAAUGAUGUGUUACACACUGUACCACACACUAACUAAUCAUGUCACUGUACAAGCUGAUCCUAUAUUCUACAAGAAAUAAAACCGCUCCUGUGUUUCACUUCUGA
Molecule: messenger RNA, 2949 nt
Organism: Betta splendens (Siamese fighting fish)
Lineage: Eukaryota; Metazoa; Chordata; Actinopteri; Anabantiformes; Osphronemidae
Product: complement C1q-like protein 2
Exons: 2
Coding region: 266-1042 (258 amino acids)
Molecular function (GO): protein binding
Source: RefSeq, a predicted model, not a curated record